UUGCACGCACGUAGCGGAUGAGCUGAUGCUAUAUACUUAUAUACAUACAUACGUGUAUUAAUACAUAAAUAAAUAUGAAAGAAACGUGCUAAUCUAGAGUGCCGUGUGUCACGUGUAUUCGGAGAUAAAUUAAUAUUAAUAAAUUGUUUUAGAAAUUAAUUAUAGAAUAUGCAUUAAAAAAUGUAAUCAUCUAAAUAACGUGUGAAAAUAAAAUAUAAUAAGUAUGCAGCAUAAAACCAACAAAACAGCAUAGAGGUGAUUACACCUCACUACUACACACUAUUAAAACGUGAAAUUUUGCACCGAUUCGCAAAAAUAAUUCUUUAAGCGGUGCGGUGGUUUCCUUCCGCCUCACAGUCGGGUAUACAUAUGUGCAUGUCGGAGAAAUACAGCUAAAAGUUAAGUGACGGCUAAGGGGAAUAGAAAACAACAAAAUCUCAACUAAACCAAAACACAGUAAAACAAAAACAAAAUGGGGCGACAGCUGCCGGCUUAUGCGCUCGCGACGCUAUUCUGCUUAGUGUUCAUAGCGAAGGACGCUGUCUGCGAAGGGCCACACGUUGACUCUGCAUCGUUACCGCUCGAACAUAGAGCCGUUUAUGGUCCACCAGCACCAUCGCCCGUAUACGCCGCCCAACAAGGCCCCAUACCCGCAGGAGUUAGCAACGAAAUCUCCGACGAUGCUUGGCCGCUCUCCGCCACCAAUGAUAGUCCACAGAUUAAACAUUUGCAGGUGCAGUGCGAAAAGACGCAUAUGCGUGUGAACAUCGAAUUCGAUCGUCCCUUCUAUGGCAUGAUCUUUUCGAAGGGCUUCUACAGUGAUCCACACUGUGUGCAUCUGAAACCCGGCACCGGCCACUUGAGCGCCACCUUCGAGAUCUUUCUCAACAGCUGCGGCAUGACGAGUUCAGCCAAUCACAAUGCAGCGGGUUAUGGUGCGCCUACGCCCUCAGGUAGCUAUGUGGAGAACACCAUCAUCAUACAAUAUGAUCCGUAUGUGCAAGAGGUGUGGGAUCAGGCUAGAAAAUUGCGUUGCACAUGGUAUGAUUUCUACGAAAAAGCAGUCACAUUCCGACCAUUCCAAGUCGAUAUGUUGCAUGCUGUGACCGCAAACUUUUUGGGCGACAAUCUGCAAUGUUGGAUGCAAAUUCAAGUGGGCAAAGGACCGUGGGCCUCCGAGGUGUCGGGCAUUGUGAAAAUUGGUCAGACAAUGACUAUGGUUUUGGCUAUUAAGGAUGAUGAAAACAAAUUCGAUAUGUUGGUGCGCAAUUGUGUGGCGCAUGACGGUAAGCGUGCACCCAUACAAUUGGUCGAUCAGAAUGGCUGCGUUGUGCGUCCGAAAAUCAUGAGCAAAUUCCAGAAGAUCAAGAACUUUGGCCCAUCAGCAUCGGUUGUCAGUUUCGCAUACUUCCAGGCCUUCAAAUUCCCUGACUCAAUGAAUGUGCACUUCCAGUGUGUGAUACAAGUGUGUCGCUACAAUUGCCCCGAACCGAAGUGUGGACCUGGACUACCAGGUGGUGAGUAUGGCGUACCACAAAUCGGCAACAAUGCGCUUUCAGCGGAAUAUGGCGCACCCGAAGCCUACGAACGCAACGAUUAUCCACUGGGUGGAGGCUUACCGCCAGCGGCCUAUCCAGAUCCACGCCACCAAGCUGCUGACGCCGCCGGUGCCUACUCGGAAAAUCAACCGGAUGUAGUGCCUUCACCGCAAGCGCAAACAGCCGGUGUGACAACACCCGAAUCUGGACUACCAAGCUCACAGGCGACGCCACAGAGUGCAAACGAGUUGCAUAUGCCACCACCACCACUGCCGGGCCAACCCGGCCAGUACAGCACUGUAAAGCGAAAGGAUGACAUCGAAGGUGGUAAUCUGGUGUCGCUGGGUGGACGACCACGUUCGGUUGAAGGACUCGAUGACUUGCGUGGCGUGCGUAGACGACGUGAUACGAUAGAUAUUGUGAUGAAACCAAGGAUUUACAAGCGCGACACGCAAGAGAUGACCGACGUCAAUACAAGUCGUACCAUACAGGUGGUGGCGCCGGGCGAUGUCAACUUUGCGCUCAACAAUAAUGCCAACAACGAGACCGUAGUUAUACAAUCGGCACGAUCUGCUGAUCCUGAGACGAUUUGUAUGUCGGUGCCGAGCUUUGUCGGUGGCCUGGUAAUGCUGUUGUUGGUGCUAGCUGUAGCAUCUCUAGUCGCUGCAUUCCUCUUUGUGCGAGUACGGCAUUUCGAUCGCAAGGGUGCCUCUAUGGCGUAUGUUAAUUGAAA
Messenger RNA from Rhagoletis zephyria (snowberry fruit fly), 2271 nucleotides. It is a transcript of the gene dyl, whose product is annotated as transmembrane protein dusky-like. Lineage: Eukaryota; Metazoa; Arthropoda; Insecta; Diptera; Tephritidae. The record is from RefSeq and is a predicted model, not a curated record.